GAUGACAUGACACACAAGUAAAUCCUUGAAAAACAGCUCACAUCACAUCACCACACAACAUGUUCUCCUUUAUCCUCUGCUUGUAGUACCUAUAGCAAGUAGCCACCCAAUUAAACAAACUUCCUCUAUAAAUACAACCAAUAUUCACAAAUUAGCUAGAUUCAAUUCAAGAUGAAGAGGCAAAGAGGUGCUAGUGUAAAUGGUGUUAACAACCCCAAGAAUCUUCCCAAUGUUGAAGAUGUAGUAGCAAUGGGGAAGAAAAAAGGAAAGCAAGAGGGUGAACAAAAGAUGGAGAAGGAGGAGAGGAAGGAAAACAGAGACAUAAGUGAGGGUACAACAACAAUAAGGGAGGGUGUGAAUUGGAAUUGGGAGGAAUAUAUGCCAUGGUUGGGAGGUGUUGUGGAUGAACAAAUGUCAUGGGGUUCAACUUGGUUCCCCGGGUGGGAUAUGGAUUUCAUGGGUGAAGCUUUUAAUAAUGCUCUUUAUAAUGAUGUUGUUUGGGAAGAUGAUAUCUGGAAUCUCAAAAAUCAAAUUCCAAUUCCAUUACAUGGAAAGAGAUUUGAAUUGGAGUAGAAGAGCUUGACGGCGGCGGCGGUGACCGACGGUGGACGGAAAACUGAUGAUGAUUAUGGUGAGUGAGUUUGUUUUGAAGUGGAAGGUGGAAGCAAAAGGGUUGGC
Molecule: messenger RNA, 678 nt
Organism: Medicago truncatula (barrel medic)
Lineage: Eukaryota; Viridiplantae; Streptophyta; Magnoliopsida; Fabales; Fabaceae
Exons: 2
Coding region: 172-573 (133 amino acids)
Source: RefSeq, a predicted model, not a curated record